GCAUUGGGCAGCAUCCCCCCAAUCUCCUCGCCCUGGUGCCUCGGACAGCCGCGGGACCCCUCGAACUUGGAGGCGACUGGGGAAGCAGGGCCUCCCCUGGAUGCCGGGAGAGCUUGGUAAAUUCCAUCUGAAAUCUGGGAGUCGCUGCCUGUGCUGAGUCAUCCAUCGGCCAGCUGGCGGCCGGCGGAGCUGCUGUGCAGGAGGGGCUGGGAGCCGGGAGAGGCUUGGCAGAGGCGGCGGCGGCGGGGAUGGGGCAGCCGAGGACCAUCGGCAAGGUGAGUGAGACAAUGUAGCACAACACAGGCUGAAAGGAGACUCCUGGAGCCUCGUGUGUGGGUUCCCUGGGCUCUCCUCCAUCCCUUGUCACAACUUCACAAUGUCCAAGAAGGGCAGCAGCAGCCGAACCAAGGGGGAGAAGCCUGAUGCCUUAGCCGCCUUGCAAGCUGCCAAUGAGGACCUGCGGGCCAAGCUUACAGACAUCCAGAUAGAGCUACAGCAAGAGAAGAGUAAGGUCAGUAAGGCCGAGCGGGAGAAAAACCAGGAGAUCCGGCAGGUGAAGGAGCACGAGCAGCAUAAAAACACCGUGCUGGUGACGGAGCUCAAAGCCAAGCUUCACGAGGAGAAGAUGAAGGAGCUGCAGGCCGUCCGCGAAGCGCUGCUGCGCCAGCAUGAGACGGAGCUGCUGCGCGUCAUCCGCAUCAAGGACAACGAGAACCAGCGGCUCCAGGCGCUGCUCGCCGCGCUCCGGGACAGCGCCCCCGACAAGGUGAAAACCGUGCUCAUCUCCGAGGCGCGGGAGGAGGCCAAGAAGGGCUUCGAGUUCGAGAAGAUCAAAAUGCAGCAGGAAAUCUCGGAGCUCAAAGGAGCCAAGAAGCAAGUGGAAGAAGCCCUGACCCUGGUCAUUCAGGCCGACAAGAUCAAAGCGGCCGAAAUCCGCAGUGUGUACCACCUCCACCAGGAGGAGAUCUCGCGGAUCAAGAGAGAGUGCGAGCGGGAGAUCCGCAGGCUGAUGGAGGAGAUAAAGUUUAAAGACAGAGCAGUCUGCGUGCUGGAGAGAGAGUUAGGGGUCCAAGCCGGGCAUGCUCAGAGACUUCAACUCCAAAAAGAGGCUUUAGAUGAACAGCUUUCUCAGGUCAAAGAGGCCGAUCGGCAUCUGGGCAGCCCCAAACGAGAGCUUCCUUUUGGCAGUGGUGCAGGAGACGCCUCAGACCACUCAGGAAGCCCUGAACAGCAGUUGGAUGAGAAAGAUGCCCGGCGCUUCCAACUUAAAAUUGCUGAAUUAAGUGCAAUCAUUAGGAAGCUGGAGGACCGCAAUGCCCUGCUUUCUGAAGAGAGAAAUGAACUGCUGAAGCGACUAAGAGAAGCAGAAAGUCAGUAUAGACCCUUGCUAGACAAAAACAAACGCUUGAGUAGGAAAAAUGAAGAUUUGUCCCAUGCUUUACGGAGAAUGGAAAACAAAUUGAAGUUUGUAACACAAGAGAACCUAGAGAUGAGACAGAGAGCUGGAUCAAUCAGGAGGCCAAGCUCCUUAAAUGACCUUGACCAGAGUCAAGAGGAAAGAGAAGUGGACUUCUUGAGAAUGCAAAUGGUGGAGCAGCAGAACCUGAUAGAUGAGCUGUCCAAGACCCUUGAGACAGCAGGAUAUGUGAAGAGUGUCUUGGAACGCGAUAAACUUUUAAGAUUCAGGAAGCAGAGAAAGAAAAUGGCCAAGCUCCCCAAGAAGCCAGUCGUGGAGACGUUUUUUGGAUAUGAUGAAGAAGCAUCCUUAGAGUCUGAUGGGUCUUCCAUCUCCUAUCAAACAGACAGAACAGAUCAGACUCCUUGCACACCAGAUGAUGACUUGGAGGAGGGUAUGGCCAAAGAAGAGACAGAGCUGAGAUUCCGCCAGCUGACCAUGGAAUACCAGGCUUUGCAGCGUGCAUAUGCCUUAUUGCAGGAACAAGUGGGAGGGACGUUGGAUGCAGAGCGAGAAGUUAAGACUCGUGAGCAGCUACAAGCAGAAGUACAGCGCUCCCAAGCACGAAUAGAUGACCUGGAGAAAGCCCUGGCUGAACAAGGACAGGACAUGAAAUGGAUAGAAGAGAAGCAGGCUCUCUAUCGCAGAAACCAAGAACUCGUUGAAAAGAUAAAGCAAAUGGAGACAGAAGCAGCACGGCUCAAACAUGACGUCCAGGAUGUGAAAGAUCAAAAUGAGCUCUUGGAAUUCCGGAUCUUGGAGUUGGAGGAGCGGGAAAGGAAAUCUCCUGCUAUCAACUUUCACCACACACCUUUUGUGGAUGGGAAAAGCCCCCUGCAAGUUUACUGUGAGGCUGAAGGCGUCACGGACAUCAUUGUGGCGGAGCUAAUGAAGAAGCUGGACAUUUUGGGGGAUAACGCCGUAAGUAAUCUGACCAAUGAGGAGCAAGUUGUUGUCAUCCAAGCGAGGACAGUUCUGACCCUGGCUGAGAAGUGGCUCCAGCAGAUAGAAGUGACUGAGUCUGCCCUGCAGCAAAAGAUGGUGGAUCUGGAGAAUGAGAAGGAGCUAUUUAGUAAACAGAAGGGCUAUCUGGAUGAAGAGCUUGACUACAGGAAGCAAUCUUUGGACCAAGCACACAAGCAAAUCCUGGAGCUGGAGGCCAUGCUCUAUGAUGCCCUGCAGCAAGAAGCUGGAGCCAAGAUGGCGGAAAUCUUGUCAGAAGAGGAGCGGGAGAAGCUAAAGGUGGCAGUGGAACAGUGGAAACGCCAGGUCAUGAGCGAGCUGCGUGAGCGGGAUGCCCAGAUCCUACGGGAGCGCAUGGAGCUGAUUCAACAGGCCCAACAGAGGAUAAAAGAGCUAGAAGAGAGAAUCGAAGCCCAGAAAAGACAAAUUAAGGAACUGGAGGAAAAGAGCCAAACCAGCAAGUGGUUGCAGCCCCCUCCUUCCUGGUGUGGCUUCCAUUCCAAGCCAGCUGUCACAAUCUGUCUCCUGGGGAUUUCUGCUGUCCUGCCCCACCCCACACCCAAACUUGGAGGAAACAUUACAUGUUGGAGAUGGCUCCUUUUCCAUAUCUGCAUCCUUCAUCAGUUUGACAAUGUAGGUCCCACUGUGAUUUCUGUUUGUGGGAUCUAUUUUAAUGAAGCCAGAAGACAGCACAUGGAUAUUAAGCUUUAAAAAAAUCAUGUGGUAGUUGGAACAUUUGGUAUUUAGCAUGCAAUGGAGUGCAGAUAAUUUAGACUUUUGAAUGGACUAAGAAAGAAAGGCAAACUGCAUGAAUAAGUGAGUUUUAAGUUGGGAAGUAGUGAAGGGAGGAGAAGAUUGAAUUGCCUGAAAGUGUUUGAUGUGAAAUGUAUCAGUAUUAGAGACAGUUUUCUGCUCAUGGUGUGAAAAUCCCCAUGAAUUGGAUAGGAUUGGAAUUGUCCAGAGUUUGUAUCUGAGGGAAGUUUACUGACCCCCACCUGCAUUGAAAACUGAGGUAUAUCUUCUUUGAUGGACACAGGAUAAUUACUGGGGAAAUGUCCCAUCAACAGGUCCAUAGAGGAGAAGGGCCCAUACCUUUUUGUUGCCAUUCAACAUCAUUUAUCCCCCAUGACAAAUUGCUCAGCACUGUGAGUACUUUCAUAAGUGCUCUUUAUGUCAUAGUUUCAUAUUUCAAGCUUAAAAUAUCAUUGAAUCCUUAAUGUUCCAGUAGGUUGGAUUCCAGUGACUACAUCAGCCUCUCACAUUUGUUUUGCUUUGAGCUACAGUGAAUGCUAUUCCCUUUGAAGCUGAACUGCUCUGGAACUCUUGGAUUGAAAUUCAAUGGAAUGUACUAUGCAGGAAUUUCUAAAUAGGCCUUAAAUUAAAUGCCCACUAGGCAGCCCUAGUUUUCUUCUAGGGGAGCCCUGGUGCUUCAGUGCUGCUAUUUGCUGGCCCACUGUGGGUCUGUAUGAGAGCAUUUGGUGCCCCAACCAGUGUCAAGACAUGUGUUUGAAGGGAGCUGAAGUACAUUUCAUUUUUCUUUACCUAGAUUAUGAUUUCGCAUGUUGUAGAUAUGUCUAAAAUACUCCUUUCUCCUGCCCCAUAAACUUCACCCCAUAAACAUAGCUUUUUUUAAAAAUAAAAAAGUUAACUGUAUAGGAAAGAAAAGCAUGUAAAUAAGUCUUGAUACCUAAAAAAAUGUCAAUGUUUAUAUGUAAAAAGGUAUGUAUAUAGAAAAGAAAAAAAAAGGCUGGUUGAAUGUUUUCGAGAAUAGCGCCCCAACCCAAAGGCUGAGAAGUGGCCAGUCUGGAUCUCUUCUGAGGCCCAGCUGAUCUAUCACAUACAGCCUCUUCUGUUGCUUGUUUCCCUGCUUUCAGUACAUUCAUUUUGAUGUGAGGCCUCGGUCUUACUGAUGGGUACAUGCACCGUCUUUGAAUCUUAUCCUCCAAACAUGAAGUUUUUCAGGGGAGGAUUUCAGGCUAAAUGAAGGUUCUUCAUGGACCUUUUUUGAGCCUUGUAGUUCCAGGAACAACUCCAAAGCCUAAGUAUUUCCAAAUCACGGUGCAUCUCCCCAUCCUCGUUUUUACCCACUAUUCAAAGACAAGAGGAGCUGGAUCAUUAUUUCUCUUACCUUUCUGACUACAUAUUCACACAUCUGAAUUGAUUACUAAUAUACUAAGUGCUUUCUUUGGGAACUUAAGGAACCCAUUCAAAUGCAUUUCUUCUUAAUAGAGCUCCUGAAGAAAUGCUAAAGUCACCAGAGGUGUUUCAUUAAGAAAUAUGAACUACACACUCACUAUGAUCAUUAUCCCCAUGCUAUGUUGAGAACACAAACAACAAUAUGUGUCUUCCUGAGUUUAUCUAAACUAAGCCCCCUUAAAUUGCCAUGUCAUUUGCUGAUGACAGCGCAUUUCAGAUCUGUGCUCUAAGGGCCAAGCUGGUGAAGGCCUAUGGUAGGAUUUAAAGGACUCCCCAGUAAUAGCUGUAGCCUUCAGUAUGGCCCGAGUGCCUUACACAGCUUGUCAGCCUGGAUCCUGGUACCUAGGAAUCUGCCUGAGCCCCCCACCUUCCUCUCUCCUGUUUCCUCUCUUUCUCUCUCUCCUGUUCUCUUCUCUCUUUUCCCUCCUUCCUCCCUCUCUAUCUCUCUCUCUUUCAAUGUGGCAGUUUAAAAGCAAAUGCAAUUGUCAUCAUCAUGGACAUCUUAAGAAUUAGCAUAUGUUUCAGCCCACAUAUGAAUUGAUUUAGUUUAAACUCAGGCAAUCAUAGUGUGAAUACAUGUAUUAAAUUAUGGGUUUAUUGACUACCUUUUUUUUACAAAAGCUUUAUUGUACAUUUAUGCAGUAUCUGAGUUCUCAUGACAAAUGUGCCAUGACUUACUUGCAUUUUCUCCGUUAAUAUCUUAAUAACCCCAUUCUACACAUAUAAUUGUUUGUUUAGCGCUAUGACUGUAAUUUGCAGGUCUAAAAGAGAACUGGAUGUUGAUCAACUCCAAAAUUUUACACAUAUUUUUGUAUUGUGAUUCAUAUGAUAUAUAUGAGAAUUUCUAUUCAUUUGUAAAAUAAUAAAUUAUUGCAAACUUUUUAAUAAAAAAAGUUUGAAACCUUUAAAAUAGCAAAGAAGUUUCCCACCCCACUGCCUGGGAGGAAGGAGGAUGGAAUUUAUC
Molecule: messenger RNA, 5579 nt
Organism: Dromiciops gliroides (monito del monte)
Lineage: Eukaryota; Metazoa; Chordata; Mammalia; Microbiotheria; Microbiotheriidae
Gene: JAKMIP3
Product: Janus kinase and microtubule interacting protein 3
Exons: 22
Coding region: 377-3130 (917 amino acids)
Molecular function (GO): kinase binding; microtubule binding
Source: RefSeq, a predicted model, not a curated record